GCUAGUGAGCAGCAGCAGCAGAAGCAGCAGCAUCGCUCUGAUGGGAGGAGAGAGGAGGAGAGGCUUUACACACCGAGCCUCCCUCGAAUGUCGGCUUCCUCCCGCUGCCAAUGCAGACCCCUCGCAUUCCCAUGUAUGCCAGUUGACACAGUGAACUUGACGGACCAGGCUUCCACCCCUGCGCGGAUUCAGGAGUCCUAAAAGCGGGACUGUUUGUUUUCUUGUUCAGGAGCACCUGACAUUUUCCCCGUGGCAGAUAUACUCACUGGAUCAUGGCACAGACCAAUAGCAGCGGGCAGGGGACCAACGGGGUGGCGGAUGAGUCCCCCAACAUGAUAGUGUACAGGAAGAUGGAGGAGUUAAUAGCACGCAUGCAGGAGGAGAAAAAUGGCAUCCCCAUACGGACAGUGAAGAGUUUUCUAACCAAGAUCCCCAGUGUUUUUUCAGGUUCUGAUAUCGUACAGUGGCUGAUGAAGAAUCUGGACAUUGAAGAUCAAGUCGAGGCACUUCACUUAGGGACACUGAUGGCUGCACAUGGAUACUUCUUCCCCAUUUCAGACCACGUUCUUACUCUCAAAGAUGAUGGCACUUUCUAUAGGUUUCAGACUCCAUACUUUUGGCCAUCAAACUGCUGGGAACCUGAAAACACAGACUAUGCUGUUUACCUCUGCAAAAGAACAAUGCAAAACAAAGCACGACUGGAGCUUGCAGACUAUGAAGCUGAGAGCUUAGCACGGCUACAGAGAGCUUUCGCCAGGAAAUGGGAAUUCAUCUUUAUGCAAGCAGAAGCACAAGCAAAAGUCGACAAAAAAAGAGACAAGAUCGAGAGGAAAAUUCUUGACAGUCAGGAAAGAGCAUUCUGGGACGUGCACAGACCAGUGCCGGGAUGUGUGAACACAACAGAAGUUGACAUAAAGAAGUCGUCCAGAAUGAAAAAUCCUCACAAAACGAGAAAGUCAGUGUACGGGCUGCAGAAUGAUAUCCGCACUCACAGCCCGACACACACCCCUGCUCCAGAGGCCAAACAGCCAACAGAAGAAGAACUGCAGGAACAGAUCACGUUUUGGCARUUACAAUUAGACAGACAUCGACUGAAAAUGUCCAAGGUGGCAGAGAGUUUGCUGGGUUACACAGAGCAGUAUGUUGAAUAYGACCCCUUCCUCACGCCUCCGGACCCAUCUAAUCCCUGGAUCUCCGAUGACACCACACUCUGGGAGCUCGAAGCCAGCAAGGAACCAGGCCAGCAGAGAGURAAGAGGUGGGCUUUUGGCAUCGAUGAGGUUCUUAAAGAUCCUGUGGGGAGGGAGCAGUUCCUCAAGUUCCUUGAGUCUGAAUUCAGCUCUGAGAAUCUCAGGUUCUGGCUUGCAGUCCAGGAGCUAAAGAAGCGUCCCAUCAGAGAAGUACCGACUCGGGUUCAGGAAAUCUGGCAGGAGUUUCUGGCCCCUGGGGCGCCCAGUGCCAUAAAUGUGGACUCUAAGAGCUAUGACAAAACCACCCAGAAUGUCAAAGAUCCCGGACGCUACGCCUUUGAAGAUGCACAGGAACACAUCUACAAACUGAUGAAGAGUGAUUCUUAUAGUCGUUUCAUUCGUUCCAGUGCCUAYCAGGAGCUAUUACAGGCCAAGAAGAAGGGGGAACUGGCAGACAGGAGGUUGACAAGUUGUGUGCCACCACGCUCAAACCAACGGCUUCCCUCUCUCUGGGACAGAAAAAAAGGGACCAUCAUUUCUUCAUCAUCAUCGUCCGUCAUCUGCUUUUUGGCUCAGCCGGAUGAUGAGCCAAUCCGCCUGUUCGUCUGUUGUCCACGGGACGUUGCAUGUCCACGGAGAGGACGCCACUCGCUUCGCUCUCUUCUUUCCGAACAGUUCUUAUUCCAGUAUUCUCAGAAAGAAGGCACCGCUGGACUCGUGAGGACAGUGAGAUGGGGUGGUCAAAUUCAGAGAUUCGGUUGGAGCCUAUUCUCUCACUUCCAGCUGAAAUAAAUGAUGUCAGAGAGAAAUAAGAAAAAAAAA
This is a messenger RNA of Austrofundulus limnaeus, 2012 nucleotides long. RefSeq names its product regulator of G protein signaling 7a (gene rgs7a). Gene Ontology annotation, molecular function: GTPase activator activity. The coding region runs from base 273 to 1982 and encodes 569 amino acids. Gene Ontology annotation, cellular component: cytoplasm; plasma membrane; neuron projection. The record is from RefSeq and is a predicted model, not a curated record. Lineage: Eukaryota; Metazoa; Chordata; Actinopteri; Cyprinodontiformes; Rivulidae. Gene Ontology annotation, biological process: G protein-coupled receptor signaling pathway; regulation of G protein-coupled receptor signaling pathway; positive regulation of GTPase activity. The transcript has 17 exons.